Messenger RNA from Thecamonas trahens ATCC 50062, 4493 nucleotides. RefSeq lists its product as uncharacterized. Gene Ontology annotation, biological process: proteolysis. Gene Ontology annotation, molecular function: calcium-dependent cysteine-type endopeptidase activity. The record is from RefSeq and is a predicted model, not a curated record. The coding region runs from base 1 to 3375 and encodes 1124 amino acids. Gene Ontology annotation, cellular component: cytoplasm. NCBI's taxonomy places the organism in Eukaryota, Apusomonadida, Apusomonadidae. The transcript is spliced from 3 exons.
AUGCUGGCAGUGGCGGCCAUUGCUGGCGCCAUGGAUGCCAUUCUGGUCACCCACGCCGAGGCGAAUGCCAUCGCCGCCGUCGUGCUCUACGUUGAUGGCGAAUGGUGGCCGGUGCUGGUCGACGAGGAGCUGCCUGUACACCAUGCGUCGCGGUUGCCGACGGGGUUGAUGCCGCUCGGCGGCCGGGUCGAUAUGUGGAUGUUGCUGCUGGAGCGCGCGCUCGCCAAGACCGCGUACGCCACCGGCUACGAAUCGCUCCGUGGCUGCUACGCCCCGCAUGUGCUCGAGACACUCACCGGCGGGCUGGUGGUCAACCACGAGCUGCCGCACGCGGCGCCGCCGUUGCUUGCCCCGGGCUCGGCCCUGCUCUGGCGCGGGACGCUGACCAACGGGACCGACGUCGAGCAGAUUGAAGCCUGGAUCUCGUUUGUGGGCGGCCGAAUGGGCGGCGGCGGUGUUGACUCGCAGGGUGUGUUCGACGUCGUUGGCGAGUAUGCCGGUGACGGCUCGGUCUCGUUCCAGCUUAACCAUCACGCCUUGCUCGAGACCUCGGGCGUUCUCCGCUACCACGGAACGUACAUGCCCGACUCUGGCAAGCUUGCAGGCAAGGCCACAUCGCUGCUGUAUCCAGGCUACGUCACGGCCUUUGAGCUCACCCUAGCCUCGGUGCCUGACGCGGCUGAGCUCUGCCUCUUUGCCUCGCCGUGGGAGAUGCUCUCGCGAUGGUGGCGCGCCGAGCAACCGCUUCUCGUCUGCGGCACUGAGCCACACGAGGCGUACCCAGUUGUCGACGUCGCUCUCACCGACGGCGUGCCGUGGAUUGCUGUUCGCGAGCCCGACCCGACCGCGCCCGAGUCUCGAGUUGCUGCCGCCGCUGCUGCUGCCCUCGCCGCCGCGCCUCCCGGCAAGACACCCGUAGCCGACGGCAUCCGCGACCCGGCCCACUGGCUCCCGCUCGAUGCCUUUCCGCUCCGCGGCUUUGUCCUCUCGCGAGCGGUCAUGCUCACCGAGACCUCGGCGCCGCACGUCCUCAUCCACAAGGGCUACUUUGCGCCGCCGCGUGCCGGCGAGCCGCCGUUUGACGACCAGUGGCUCGCGUGCAACCCGCAGUACGCGCUCCGACCGUCGUCACUCGGUCUAUUCACCAUCUCGGUCUCGCAGCCAGACUCACGCCGACAUGCCGGCUGGGACAGCUACCCGAUCGGCGUCGGCUUUCGCGUCUACAUCUCGCGCUUCCCGACCGACACCAUCCGCGACAUGCUCGACGCCUUUUGCAUUGCCGACAUUCCGCCGGUGCCCGGCAAGCGGAGCGUGUCGAUCGACCUCGCGUUGCUCCCUCUCUCGCUGCAGAACGACGAUGGCGAGGCCGCGCCAGCCGCCGCUGCAAGCGUCCACGGCCGCGGCGGGGGCUCUGGCCGCGCCUACUUUGUCGUGCCGUACACCUCGACGCCCUCGGUCGGCCUGCCUUACAUUCUCCGCGUCGCCGCCGCCACCGAGUUUACUCUCGAACUCCGCUCGGGCACCCCGCCGUGUGGCGUGUGCGGCCGCACCACCUCGCUCGGCCUUGUUCUUCAGCCGGGCGCUCUCCCGGUCUGCGACGGAUGCUACUACCGCAACAUUCGUAAGAGCCGCAAGGGCAAGGACAGAGUGGCGUCGGCAUCGGCAGCCAUGUUUGCAUCGGCGGCGCAGGGGCUACGGCGACCAGUAGCCGCAGCUGCGGCUGCUGCCGCCGGUGCCGGCGCCGGCCCGCGUGGCGCGGCACGGCAGUCUGCCGCAUGGUCCGCGCUGGCGCCGGGCUCUGUGGCAUCGCGCAAGCUUCGAGCCGAGCUCUACACCUCGGUGGAGCGGCGGAUCUGCGUCGAGCCGUUCUUCUGCCUCAUGUGCAAGACACAGCUUGUGGGCGAGUGCUACUACUGCGUCGACUGUCCGCCGAGCACCUUUCUCUGUCCGGUCUGUCGACUGUACUUUAACCAGGCCCACGACAUGAUCCGGAUCAACGUACUCGAGGUGUGCGCCGGGUGCAAGAUGGUCUCGUUUGUGGGCGCCCGCUACGAGUGCAUCACGUGCUCAGAGGGCGACGACGGUGAGCGAGCCAAAACACCGGCACUCGUGCUCUGUGCCCGAUGUGUGGCCGACGGCGUUGUCGCACGACCCGGCCACGUCCCGGGCAAGCAUGUCCUCCUCGAGGGUCGCGACGACGAGGGCGAGCGGUGGCGGGUCGAGACUCCCAAGGUGCCGCGUGUCAACAUCGGCCGCGAGCCGCGACUCAACGACGAUGGCAUGAUUGUGUACUCGGGCUCGUGGACCAAGGACGCGUACGAGCUACCGUACCGGACGCUGCUGACCCAGCUCGAGGCCGCGCCACCGCCGACGGACCCUCCGCCGCCGCCGCUGCAAGUCCCGGCAACCUACCGGGCCCCGCGCAUCUCGCCCGGCGUCGAGAUUAAGUCGCCACUUCCGGCUGCUCUGGCCGGGCUCUCGCUCGGCCCAUCGGCGCUCUCGUCGUCGACCUCGUCGUUCUCGCUCCUCCCGCCGUGGUCGCUCACCCAGCCCGCAAAUGUCCAGACCUCGGCGCUCCGGCUGCCGUGCGUCUCGUUCUCCAAGGACUUUUUCGUCGACGCUAACGACUCGAUCGACGUCUUCAAGCAGUGGUGGCAUGUCCUCCGCCCGCUCUCCCUUCUUGGCGUCGUUAUCUCCGACGCGGUCUCCCAAGUCGCCACACACCACGACUGGGCUGUGUACUCGGACCCGCGCUACGCCGGCACGCUCUACUUUGUCCCGCCGCCUGUUGUUGGCCUCCCGCCCACCUGGUCACCGCCCAUAGACGUCGCCGCACAAGCUUCGUGGUCGGCAACCCAUCUCAACACCGUACUCGAGGACCCGCCGCCGGAGCUGCCGGCCGCCUUGCUUGCGCCCGCGACUGCGCUCCACACCCGUGGCGCUUCCGCGGCUGCUGCCGCGGCUACUUCCGCCAUCGGCGCGCCGGCCAUCUCCGGCGCAGCUUCAGGCGUCAUCACACCGUCGUACCCCGCGGCGUCGACCUCAACCGCCAGUGCCGGCGCCACCACGGGCAAGCCCGCGACCUCGCCCGAGUCGCGCGUCGCGCUCGCCGCCGUCGCCAUCGUCGACGCCGCCUCGCGCCGCCCGUCGCCCGGCGAGCUCGCUGCCGUCUUCCGCAUGGGCGCCGGCCGCCUCGACACCGUCUCCUACUACGUCUUUCGUAAUGUUGUCCGCGACGUGCUCGGCGUCAACCUCGGCGAGGCUCAGGCGGUCGCCCUCUUCGAGGACCUCGAUCCCUCGCACGUCGGCCGGGUUGUCUUUGCCUCGUUCUGCGCCGCCGUCGACGCCGCCAUCCGCGACUCCUCGCUCGACUAGCGCGGCAACAACAACACACACACUACAAUACAGAGCAGCACUGCACUGCACGGCAAGCAAGUUCAUUCACAUCAGAGAGAGCAAAGGCAUCUCGCCCGCUGGCGAAAAAAAGAAGACUGGUCAAACAACCUCAACUGUACAAGACAGAGAGAGGUUUUAGGACGAGUACGAGCCCGAGCCCGAGGCCGAGGCCGCGUCGUAGGUGUAGUCGUCACCAGAGUAGGCCUCGACGUCCUCGACGGCGGCGGCCUUCUCGGUGUUGUCAGCAGCCUCCGGGGCGCCGACAACAAAGUUGAGGGCGACGAGGGCAGCGAGGGUGACGGCAACGACGGCACCGAUGACAAUCAUGAGGAUGCGGGCAAGCUCGAACUUGUCCUUGACGUCGCCAGUCGGGUCGGCGCCGACAACCUCGUCAACAGUCUCGACGUGGAGGAACAUGCCCCAGAAGGCGAUGAUGAGGGUGGUGAGGAGGCCGAGGGCAAAGGCGACGGUGCGGAAGGGCUGGAAGGCGUAGGCGUAGGCGAUGGUGUAGAUCUGGCGGAAGACCGAGAAGAGCAUGGCGAGGAUGAGGAAGGCAAGGACGGAACCCUCAUCGUAGUUCGUCGAGAUGCCGUUGACCAUGACCGAACCGGCAAAGAAGAAGGCAACGGUGUUGAGAAGCUCGUUGCGCGAGAUGCGGCCCCACCGGUCGGUGGCGGCGUCGACGACGGCGGCGUCGCCGUUGUCCUCGUUGUUGACGGCACCGCCGGCAGCGAAGCGGUUGUACGCCUGCUUCAGCUCAAUGGCGGCGAUCUUGAAGACCUGCACACCAAUGGUGAAGUUGAACACAGCGUUCAUGGCGGCAGCGGACUGCUGGGUAACGUUGGUGAUGUCGGCCAUAUUGUUUGAUAGUCGAGAGAGGGGUGCCCGUCACCGCGGUGUCCGUUGCGACCCAACGGCUGGCGAAUUUUAUUUCGGCUGGCCAUCCUUUGUCCGACUCGGCCCUCGGCCCCCUUCCUCAGCAUCGCACACUCGCUAGAGACGCCCUUACUGGAUGCUCUUGUGCACCCAGAAUACCCACAUGCAUUUCUCUUUGGUAGGCUUUUCAACCGUGGAAUAACAUCUCUGUACAUCCCACA